AUGAAACGACGACGUCCGGAUAUCAAGCUGCUGGUCUGCGUCACUGGACCCAAUCAAGCAUUUUCAACUCUCGUAUCAUCACCGGAAAAUAUUGCCCACUUUGCUGAUUCCUCUUACAAAUACCUCAGGCAGUUCUCUUUCGAUGGUAUGGAUAUCGACUGGGAGUUCCCGAGUUGGAGCCCGGAUUCUCGUAAAACAGACCGAAAUAAAUUUCCACUGCUGCUUAAGGCUAUGCGCGACAGAUUUGGCUCUUCCUUCAUGCUGACAGUAGCUGUCUCAGGACCGCCGACCAUAACAAGAGUAGCCUAUGACACCACAGCAUUCAACAAGUAUGUAGACUUGGUGCAAGUGAUGAACUACGACUUUCACAUUUUCUCCUAUGCAUAUCCAGUUGUUGGAUUCAACGCACCCCUGAGACGAAUAACGGCUGAAUUGGGCGUGAUCGGAGAAAUGAAUUCGGAAGCUUCAAUGACGACAUGGGCCAAAAUGGGUUUGUGGACCAACAAAACGAUUUUCGGAAUUCCAACCUAUGGCAGAGGAUUUCGUCUGGUGAACUGGCGCGUGAACAAACCAUACUCGUUGGCGACCGGACCUGUGGAUGACAUCAGUAAUUAUCCGCAGGUAAAUAGACAUAUAAUCUUUCCAUGCUUUUUUUAA
Messenger RNA from Cooperia oncophora, 657 nucleotides. The record is from the annotation of a GenBank genome assembly. NCBI's taxonomy places the organism in Eukaryota, Metazoa, Nematoda, Chromadorea, Rhabditida, Trichostrongylidae.